Trichechus manatus latirostris (Florida manatee) is the source of this 1734-nucleotide messenger RNA. It is a transcript of the gene RRP36, whose product is annotated as ribosomal RNA processing 36. The record is from RefSeq and is a predicted model, not a curated record. The coding region runs from base 17 to 829 and encodes 270 amino acids. Lineage: Eukaryota; Metazoa; Chordata; Mammalia; Sirenia; Trichechidae. Gene Ontology annotation, biological process: maturation of SSU-rRNA from tricistronic rRNA transcript (SSU-rRNA, 5.8S rRNA, LSU-rRNA). The transcript is spliced from 7 exons. Gene Ontology annotation, cellular component: nucleolus; 90S preribosome.
GCGGGUCUUGGUCCCCAUGAGCGGAAGUAGCGCUAUUCGUUUCCCGAGUGGUACGGAGCUGAUGCCGAAAGUGAGCCCACGAGGGAGGGCUGCAGCCCAGGCUCCCCGCGGGGCCCGGUGCGGCGGGGAGGACAGCGGGGGCCUGGAGCCUGGGGCUGCGAUCCGCGACCUGCGGAAGGGCACAUCCAACAUGUCAUUUGAGGAGCUGUUGGCAUUGCAGAGCCAAGUGGGGACGAAGAAGUACAAACAAUUGAUAGCUGGAACCAGCAUUAGGAAGCAAGAUUCUAGACCAUCUGUCAAAAAUGCAUGUGUUGCGGAUAAGCACAAGCCUCUGGAAAUGUCGGCGAAGGCCCGGGUGCCAUUUUUGCGUCAGGUUGUCCCCGUCAGUAAGAAGGUGACCCGGGACCCCCGCUUUGAUGAUCUUUCAGGGGAAUAUAAUCCUGAGGUGUUUGACAAAACAUAUCAAUUCCUGAAUGAUAUCCGGGCCAAAGAGAAAGAGAUUGUGAAAAAACAAUUGAAGAAGCACCGUUCAGGGGAGGAGCGUGAGAAACUGCAGCUGCUGCUUCAGCGAAUAGAGCAGCAAGAAAUGGCACAGCAGGAUCGAAAGCAGCAGCAGGAGUUACGCCUGGCCCUGAAGCGGGAGCGGAGGGCUCAGGCCCAGCAGGGCCAUCGGCCGUACUUCCUGAAGAAAUCUGAGCAGCAUCAGUUGGCCCUAGCUGAGAAGUUCAAGGAGCUGAAACGCAGCAAGAAGCUGGAGAGCUUCUUAAGUCGAAAGAGACGCCGAAAUGCAGGCAAGGACAGGAGACAUCUCCCCUUGAGCAGAGAGUAAUAAGCAACUGUCUUCAGCUCUGCCACUGCCCCAGUGAGACAUGGAUCUGUGGGGACAACCUUGGGCUUGGCCUGUUCUCUUGGCCAAGGGCAGGAUCACAGCUGCCCUUGAACUAGUUGGCUUAUAGAAGACUAGAGGGUUCUUGAACUGCCCUUAGGGCUGGGCAGGAAGUGCAGCUCAGGCCUCUGCUCAGAUCUAGAUCAUCAUAUCUUCGGAUCCUUCUCCCACCUUUGCCUUAAACUGAUGCCUCUGGUACAGAAGAAAAGACCAGUGAAGGCCACACAGUCUGUUGAUGGCUCCCAGGGCUGGGCCUUUAUGCAGGAGUCACUUUAUAAACAUUCUUAACAUUCUUAUUACUCAUCUUUUUAUUCUGCUUUUCUGUGGGAUUUGUGGGUGGCUUAGAGUUACUGUUUUCGUGGGCCAUGUGUAUGGGGUAGGCAACAAAGCCUGUGGCUUCUACAAAGUGGGAAGUCACAUCAGAGAUCCUCCUACUUAAACGUUGACCCCCAAAAGAUGACACCAUUAUUUAAAGGAUGAACCAGUUCCACAAAGGGAAACUCACCCACUUAGCUUUGAUUUUGGAUUCAAGGGGAGAUAGAAGGUGGGGACAAAAAGAUUUUCUAAUAGUAUGUACCCACAGCUGGCCCUCAUACUGUUUGGGAACAGAAUUCAUAUUACCAAUGUGAUCUGGAAAUCCCUCAGGCUGAUGAUGCAGUCAUGAUCUAUGUCUGCUACAAGACAGAGUUGACCUCCACAUACAUACCUUCAGACUGCUACUUCUCCCCUCAACCAGGACCCACAGUGAACAUUGGAAAGCUCUGGGCUUCUGGGCUUUUUUCUUUUUGGUAGCAGCUUUAUUGAAAUAUAAUUCAGAUACCAUAAAAUUCACCCAUUUAAAACAUAAA